CUGCCCCCUCAACAAAACAAGCACGUGCGCGCAUGCACGGCCGCACACAUUUUUAGAGGAAUUAACCCCAUUUUCCAUGGCAGGCGGCACCAAUGAAGUUUAAAAUCCCGUUUGUUUCCAUUGCCACGUCUUUUUUUUUUUUUUUUUAGUUACUGAUUUAAUUUACCAUGUGACUGAAUUAGAGGCUCACAUGGCUGAGGUGACUGCGUGAUCCGCUUUAGCUUUUUUGUAAAGUCCGGGGAUCGGCAGCGACCAUCCGCCGCAGAGGACCGCUGCGAAACCCGGCGCCCACCCGGACGGAUCAUGGCGAACAGCGGGCAGAAAGUUGUGCUGAUCACCGGCUGCUCCUCCGGCAUCGGGCUGCGAAUCGCCGUCACGCUGGCCAAAGAUGAGAAGAAGCGUUACCAUGUGAUUGCCACCAUGCGGGACCUGAAGAAGAAGGACAAACUGCUGGAGGCGGCCGGAGACGUGUACGGCAAAACCUUGAUGCUGCUUCCACUGGAUGUGUGCAGUGACGAGUCAGUCAAGCAGUGCAUCAACAAUGUCAAGGACCGUCAUAUUGAUAUCCUGAUCAACAAUGCAGGCGUGGGCCUGCUGGGGCCCGUGGAAAGCAUCAGCAUCGAGGACAUGAAGAGAGUUUUUGAAACCAACUUCUUCGGUGUGGUUCGCAUGAUCAAAGAAGUGAUGCCGGACAUGAAGAAGAGGCGGUCAGGACACAUCGUGGUCAUGAGCAGUGUCAUGGGUCUUCAGGGAGUGGUGUUCAAUGACGUUUACACUGCCUCUAAGUUUGCUAUGGAAGGCUUCUGUGAGAGCAUGGCCGUGCAAUUGAUGAAGUUCAAUAUCCGGUUGUCCAUGAUUGAGCCUGGCCCAGUGCACACAGAGUUUGAGACAAAGAUGAUGGAGGAUGUGGCCAAGAUGGAGUACCCAGGAGUAGAUGCAGACACAGUUCGGUAUUUUAAGGACGUUUACCUGCCCUCAUCCACAGAUAUUUUUGAAGCCAUGGGCCAGACGCCAGAGGACAUAGCCAAAUGCACUAAAAAGGUAAUUGAGUCAAACAGCCCUCGCUUCAGGAAUCUAACCAACAGCCUCUACACGCCCAUUGUGGCCUUAAAGUACGCAGAUGAGACCGGCGGCCUUUCUGUCAACACCUUCUACAAUCUACUCUUCAAUUUCGGCCCUCUCAUGCACAUCACCAUGAGCAUCCUCAAGUGCCUGACAUGCAGCUGCCUGCGUAGACGCACCGUGUCGCCUAACUAAAGAGGGGUAACCAAUCCCUGUUUGCUGACACACACACCAAGAUCCUAGUUCCCUUUCUUGAGGUUUUUGGGCUUAACAGGUAAACUAGAGCCCCAGGAAAGGGGAGGUGCCUUUUAGUUAAAAGACACUACUAUGAUGAGGUAUUCCAGACAUAAUGCACAAUUGCACAAGUUUUUUAGAUAUUGUAUUCGGGAUGACAUGUUCUCUCACACCCACACACACAGUGAGAACCAUACACGUACAAAACAUAAAUAUAAGCUAUGCAUACAGUUUUGGCAAUAUUGUGCACACAUACGGUAAUAUUAUAGCUAGGGCCAUGCCUUAGUCUGACAUGCAGUGGUUGUAUAGUUGUUAAAUGUGUAUAUUGUUUAGAUGAAAACAGACAGGAUAUAAAUUGUGAGCCAAUCGAAAGCACAAACAAAUGAACUCUGUUAAAGAGAAAUAUAAUGAUUAUAUAACUUGUAGCCUUGAUAACUGUACACUCACCAGAGUUAAAACACGUAUGAUGGAGACCAAAUUAAUUAAUUUUCUGUAAUUGUUUUUUGCCUUUAAUUUCAUAUUUUUAGUGUCAUGGUCAUAACUGCUGUUAAAUCCUACUUUAAAAUUCCUCGAUAAACUGGUUUGUGAAGGGGUUUGUCAGAAAUUUUUAAUCUACUUUAUUGAUUUAUAAAUAAUAAAAUUCUGAUUCACCAUCAAAAGUUUUUUUUUUAAUGAUAUUGAUAACAAAAUGUGACCACUUUGACUAAUAUAUUGUCUUUCCUGCAAGUUGCACACGGUGUUUCUCUUGUUCUGCGAGACUCCUUCGGCACCAGGAGGGGGCAGUAUUUCCCUGUACCGUCUGGAUUUCACGGAAUGAUCAGACAGUCGAGUUGGAGCUGUAGUGUAAAGGAAUUUAUCCUCCAAGGCCCGCGACGGACAAGUGCAAUAUAAAGAAAUAGUUCAUUGCUUGCA
Pungitius pungitius (ninespine stickleback) is the source of this 2208-nucleotide messenger RNA. RefSeq names its product retinol dehydrogenase 8a (gene rdh8a). The record is from RefSeq and is a predicted model, not a curated record. Gene Ontology annotation, cellular component: cytoplasm; cytosol. The transcript is spliced from 6 exons. Gene Ontology annotation, biological process: estrogen biosynthetic process; retinol metabolic process. Gene Ontology annotation, molecular function: all-trans-retinol dehydrogenase (NAD+) activity; estradiol 17-beta-dehydrogenase [NAD(P)+] activity. Lineage: Eukaryota; Metazoa; Chordata; Actinopteri; Perciformes; Gasterosteidae. The coding region runs from base 304 to 1257 and encodes 317 amino acids.